AGAGCCUGUCCUGGAACUAGCUCUUGUAGACCAGGCUGGCCUCGAACUCAGAGAUCCGCCUGCCUCUGCCUCCCCAGUGCUGGGAUUAAAGGCGUGCGCCACCACUGCCCGGCUCCCAGUUCUAAAUCUUACACAGUGGACGUGACCACUGCCCCACCCUUCUUCUGAGGAACAAACAGGUCCUGAAGAAACAGGAAGUGUGUAGCAUAAAAACCAGAAUAGAAUAAAGGUACUGGGUAAAAUAUGUGGAUCUGUACAGCUGAGCUACUACCAUGGAGCUAGACAGAUCAGGGACCAGAGCAAUCAGCUUGGUUAGAAAAAAAACAUGCUAGGGAACAGGCUGGCUUAACAAUCCUCAAUAUACAGCAAGCUGUCCAGUGCAGCCUGGAGCCCACGGGUGCACAUGGGAAUCCACAACCCCAUCUGGUGUUAAUGGGGUCUGGAAAGAGGCUUGGGAGUUUACAGGUAAAGAAAGAAAGCAAUUAGCCUCAUACUGAUGGUUCAUUGAACAUUUAUUGAUGGUCUGUGUCUAGCUCAGGAGUCCAGAGGUAAUGGAUUCCAAGAAAAUUAACUGCCAAAACAGACAAAAUCGUCCUGGCCAAGAUCUAGCCAGUUCAACUUCCUACCAGGCCCUGCUUUCACUCGCUCCCAGAGACAUGAUCUGCACAAGCCAAGUGUCCAGAGACAUGCCUGAUGAGCCGCAAUCAGUGGGGGAGAGGGCUGUCCUGGCUCUGACCCAGGAUAUCAGAUACUGGCUGGGAAGGAAGCGGUGGGAUUGGGAGGGGAGGGUACAGUUUGACUCAUCAAAGGCCUGAGGUUUCCCUGGCUGACUCCUCCAAGGGGCUGUAGACAAUCAGUGCAUUGUCAGCAGGGGCUGCAGCAUGGAGCAAGGGCACAUCCACACUGAGAGCCUCAGGUCCAGGCCUGUUGAGGUGAGUGUCUCUGCCACCCCCCUACCCCACCCCCGGACAAGGACACAGGGACACCAUAGGAGACAAAGGUGUCGCCACCUACCAUCAGCCCCUUCCCUGAGCAAGUAGGUCCCUGGUUCCCAACCCAGAAGCCGCACUGACAGUAAUAUGCCCCCAGGUGAAGACCAAACCCUGCCAUAGGGGUUGGAGAACAGCGGGCCUGCUGCUGUUGCUGACACUGGUCACUGCAGGGGCCAUGGCUGGAGGGCUUCUUGGCUUCAUGUACAGCCCUCCCAAGCCUUUGCUGCAGAUGCUCCGAAAGACCUCAAGCACCAGGGUACCCUGGCCCAACCAAACCACUCUAGUGGACGUGGCCCAGAACGUGGCAACUAUCGUGGUGACUCCGCUUCAGAGCAACCACAGCUGGGCUGUGCUGUUCGACGGGCAAAGUGGCUACAUCUGUUACCGCCCUGCAGAGCACCGGGCCUGCUUCCUCCGUCUGAUGGAAGCCCAAGAUCGGGAGACCCUAAGGCUGCUGGUGAACACUUCCAGGGCCCAGGAGUCCCAUGUACCUGGCCAAGAGACCCACUAUGCGCAGGAGCUGCUGGCAGUUUUGGGGGGCCAUACUGUGGACCCUGCCCAAGUGGGAGCUUCGGUGCAACACCUUUGUGUGGACACUCCCAUCUACUGGGCCCAGCGAGCAGAGGGGCCACAGAGACAGCGGCUGAUCUACCUCUGCAUUGACAUCUGCUUCCCGAGCAACAUCUGUGUGUCUGUCUGCUUUUAUUACCUUCCAGACUAAGCCCCCUACCGAGCCCUCCCAGCUUUUGGUCCCACAGGUCGAUCCUGUCCCCACAGGUCAGCCAGCUGGUCAGGUCACCACCACCAGUGAACGGAGCUGACAGUAGGGACAA
Messenger RNA from Arvicola amphibius (Eurasian water vole), 1825 nucleotides. It is a transcript of the gene Bricd5, whose product is annotated as BRICHOS domain containing 5. The transcript has 5 exons. Bases 1168 to 1713 code for a protein of 181 amino acids. The record is from RefSeq and is a predicted model, not a curated record. Lineage: Eukaryota; Metazoa; Chordata; Mammalia; Rodentia; Cricetidae. Gene Ontology annotation, biological process: regulation of cell population proliferation.